Molecule: messenger RNA, 628 nt
Organism: Moneuplotes crassus
Lineage: Eukaryota; Ciliophora; Spirotrichea; Euplotida; Euplotidae
Source: the annotation of a GenBank genome assembly
UAUUAGCAUGGAAGAAGAAAUCUCUAUAAAAUGAGUCAUCGUUGGAGACUCCAAGGUUGGCAAAACCUCGAUCCUCAUGAGCUACGGAGAAGACACUAUGCCAGAUGGACAUAUCCCCACAGUUUUCGAAAAUUAUACAGUAGCAGUCAAGGUAGAUGAUCAGGUAGUCUCUCUUUCCUUGUGGGAUACAGCCCCUCAUGAAGAAUAUGAUCGCCUCAGACCCCUCAGUUAUCCAGGAACUGAUGUCUUUAUUAUUUGAUACUCAGUUACAGACUCUAAGUCUUUUAAAAAUGUGAUGGAUAAAUGGGUACCUGAGAUCAAAUAAAAACUGCUCUCCAACUCCUAUUGUCCUUGUUGGGAAUAAAAUAGACGCAGACAAGGACAAAAGCAAUAUGCAUGAGUCCAUCAGCAACACAAGGAGUUCAAACACUAUGGAAUCAUGCUGAGACGUAUUAGACCAAAACGACAUAUCCUCAAUCAUCACCACAAGCGCCGCCACCAAAGAAAACCUCGACCACCUCUUCGAAACAGUCAUCAAAGUCGCCAUAAAACACAAAUACAAAUCCGAAGAGCCCAACAAAAAGAAGAAAAGAUGCAUAAUCUUCUAACCCCCUCCCUUAAUCCCUCU